UACUUAGCUCAUGGCUGUGUUAGGGGAGACAACAGAUGCUGAUCUGACAUCCAUGUUGGAGCCUUCCAGCAUCUGUUCUUUCCUGCAAGAGCUGAAUCCUAAGAAGUUCUGGUCUUCUACAAUACUGGUUCCUAACACCAGCCUUGGAAAGAGUGAGAGAUGAGGUGGUGUGAGGAAGAAUCUUUUACACAUGGAGAUGAGAUUGAGAAAGUGAAGCCAUGUUGUGUGCUAGCUAGGAGCAUUAAGUCUCUCUCUCUCUCUUUCUCUGAGUACAUGACUUGUCUGCUCUAAAAUGGCUGCACUCUCUCUCCUAAAGCUCAGAGGACUAGGGCAGCUUAGUGAGUCUUAAAGCUUCAGUGACGCAGGAGCUCACAUAUCUCUUGAAAGUGUGAUAAACACAUUCAGCAGAGCUGUGGCUUGUUGGCUCAGAUGAAAGGACUAUACUUGGAGGGGGAGGUGAUGAGGAUGGACAGGGAAAAGUGGAGGAUGUGCUUCUGUCUGUCUGUGUGUCUGUCUUUCCUUCCUUCUAGUUCUUCCUAUGGAGCAUUCUGAAUUCAGGAGUUGUCUGCUGCACCAUGGCAAGAGAAGAGGGCGGGGGAGGGAUUGUUUUCAGGUCUAAUGGACUGUGCUAAAGGAGACUUGUGGGGUGGGGCCUCCCUGCUCACUGCUGUAAUUUGAUCCAGAGCAGAUAGCAACCUCUUCCACACAGUCUGGUCUGGUGCUUGCACAUAAAAGAUUGAGUAUCUUGAUUGUUGUUAACUUUGUUAGCUGAAAAGAAGGCAGUGCCACUGUUCAUUCUUUCAAUGCAAGGAAGGAGAAGAGAGCAAAGAGGAAGGAGGCAGAGUGGUGAACCAACGCAUUGCAGGGUUUUAAAUCCUGUUGGUACAUGUGCCUUUGUGUUAAAAAAAAAAAAAAGACUGUGCUACCAGGAAGAACUUUCUUCUGAUGCAGAAUCCUGACAGCAAAGCCUUUCUUUAUUAUAAUACUGUUGUGCUUUGAGCACUCGGUAGCAGUAACUUUAUAUUGCUGUACAAUGAGAGAAGGGAAUUUUCAUCAGGACAUGUUUUGGCUGCUGUUCCAUCUCUUGGGCUUGUGGAGUUCCUAGGCUGAAUGUGACCUGCUUGAGUAUGUGAGGAGACUUUAAAAUAAGCAAUCCAUUCAUUAAGAUAAUAGUUGCUGCUGGAUCCAUGGAAUAAUGGCGUAGAGGUUUUCAAUUUAUCUUUCAUAUACAUGUCUUCCUACUGAAAGUGGAUUUCCUAAUGUAAAACUUACCAAUAAGGACUAUGGAGGUGCUACAGUGUGAUGGCUGUGAUUUUCGAGCACCAUCCUACGAAGAUCUUAAAGCUCACAUUCAGGAUGUUCAUACCGCAUUUCUACAGCCCACAGAUGUUACGGAGGAAACACCUGGUCAAUCAAGGUUUAGUUCCAUGAACAGCAAUGACCAGGCAGAGGUGGAAUAUUCUUCUGUAAAAGAUGAAUUUGCAGUUGGAGAUGACAUGGCAGGACAAAAUGCAGCUCAGUUGGGGACUGGAAAUUACUAUAGCCAUAGCCAGAAUUAUUAUGGCCAACAUAUGCUCUCCAAACCAGCAAACAAGUUUUUCCAGUGUAAAUUCUGUGUGCGUUAUUUCCGAUCCAAAAACCUUCUCAUAGAACACACACGAAAAGUGCAUGGUACUCAGGCUGGAGGAUCGCCAGCAGGGUCACCUGGUGCAGGCUCCUUAAAUUACAACAUCAUGAUGCAUGAGGGCUUUGGUAAGGUUUUUUCUUGUCAGUUCUGCACCUACAAAUCACCAAGACGUGCAAGGAUUAUCAAACACCAGAAGAUGUACCACAAGAACAGUCUGAAGGAGAGCUCCACUCCUCCUGCUGCUUCAGCUGCCAUCUCUGAAUCAGCAUCUACAUCCAUACCAGUACAGGACUCAUGUAAAGAGCUUCCAGCUGAAGUGGUAGAGCGCAGUAUCUUGGAAUCUAUGGUCAAGCCCUUAACUAAGUCAAGAGGCAACUUCUGUUGUGAAUGGUGUAGUUACCAGACACCUCGAAGGGAACGUUGGUGUGAUCAUAUGAUGAAAAAGCAUCGCAGUAUGGUGAAAAUAUUGUCAAGCCUGAGGCAGCAACAGGAUGGCACCAAUAUGCCAGAUGUAUCAAGCAAAGGUCCACCAAGCCCCACUGCAAACUCUAACUAUAUCCCCAUGAAUGCUUCUGGACGAGAGAUGCCUAAUGCAAACAUCCCAAACUACAGAAGUUCUAUGAACAAUUCCCUUGUCAGGUCCAACUCUUCAUCUUCUAAAUUCUCUUCUGUUUCCUAUCCUCCUAUGAAACAUAAGGCAUCUCACAACUCGGGCAUUGUUAAUUUGUCCGACAGAUCUCGCUAUGGGAUUGCUGAUAUUGCAAAUUCUUCUGCUGAUAUGGAUACAAACAGUAUGCUGAAUGACUCCAGUUCUGAUGAUGAGCUAAAUGAACUAGACAGUGAAAAUGGAUUGAAUUCCAUGGAUCACCAAGCCUCAGGAUUAACUGCGGAGCAGCUGAUGGGAUCUGAGGGCCACAAGUUACUGGAGACAAAGGGGAUUCCAUUUAGAAGGUUUAUGAAUAGGUUUCAGUGUCCUUUCUGCCCUUUCCUUACCAUGCAUCGGAGGAGCAUUUCCCGCCAUAUUGAAAACAUUCACCUGUCUGGAAAGACAGCAGUGUACAAAUGUGAUGAAUGUCCUUUCACUUGCAAGAGCUCAUUCAAACUUGGAGCUCAUAAACAAUGUCACACUGGUGCAGCCUCAGAUUGGGAUGCAGUGAAUUCUCAGACUGAAAGCAUAGCUUCUUCUUUAAAUGAAAGCACAGUAUCCUAUGAUGGGGGCAAUAUGAAUGGCAGGAAGUCUGGGGGAAUGAUGGAUUCCAUGCAGCAGCAGCAACAAUCUCCACAGUCCAAUUCACAGCAUCCGUAUAAAUGUACCAUGUGCAAUUACUCCACAACUACUUUGAAAGGCCUUCGGGUUCAUCAGCAGCACAAGCACUCAUUUUGUGACAACUUGCCAAAAUACGAAGGCCCCUCAUCAAACACGCCACAAGACAGUGAGCCUGAUGCUCAUGCCUCUCCCAGCACUGUGAAGAAAAGCCAGACCUCAAUUCUUGGGCUGUCUUCUAAAAACAACUUUGUAGCAAAAGCCUCUAGAAAGAUGUCCAAUGACUUCCCCCUAGAUCUCUCACCAGUGAAGAAGAGAACAAGAAUUGAUGAGAUAGCUAGUAAUUUGCAAAGUAAAAUAAGUCAAAACAAGCAGCAAGAAGAUGCAGUAAUUAAUGUAGAGGACGAUGAAGAAGAAGAGGAAGACAAUGAAGUGGAGAUAGAAGUAGAACUGGAUAAGGAAGAAGAACAAGCUGAGCCACUGAUGGAAAUGUCAUCAUUCACUUCCCAACCAAUGUGGGGAAGAGAUACCAGUGAGUCUCAGAAAGAGUCAAAUUACAGGAAUAUCCCCCAUGAUUACAAUUCCACCAAUGGGGCAGAAAUUGAACUAACUAUAUCUGAGGAUGAGGAAGACUAUUACUGUUCUUCAAUUGGCUUGAAGGACCAAGGUCUUAAUUCAUCUGCUUUAGGUAGCCAAUCAAGUAUAUAUGGAUCUGAUCAAAACAAUGAAAAUUCUGAUUAUGGUGAUUCUGGAAGGCUUUACUAUUGUAAACACUGUGACUUCAGCAACAAAUCUGCCAGGAGUGUUAGCACCCAUUAUCAGCGGAUGCAUCCCUACAUUAAAUUCAGCUUUAGAUAUAUCCUGGAUCCAAAUGAUCACAGUGCAGUCUAUCGAUGUCUUGAAUGUUACAUUGAUUAUACAAACUUUGAAGACCUGCAACAACAUUAUGGUGAACAUCAUCCUGAAGCUAUGAAUGUACUAAAUUUUGAUCAUUCUGAUUUGAUCUACCGUUGUCGUUUCUGUUCUUACACUAGCCCAAAUGUUAGGAGCCUAAUGCCACAUUACCAAAGAAUGCACCCAACAGUCAAAAUUAACAAUGCAAUGAUAUUCUCAAGCUAUGUGAUUGAGCAGCAAGAGGGAUUAAGCUCAGAGUCACAAACUCUGAGGGAGAUCUUGAACUCUGCUCCAAAAAGCCUUGCCACUUCAACUCCAGUUGGACGUGGGACUGGUGUAUCUGCUGCUUUUAGCAAAAAUUCUUCAAAAGGUAAUAGCCCAGAAUCUGAAAGUCAGAAGGAGUCAUCACUAAACAGUGUUGUGGUUUAUGACUGUGAUGUUUGCUCAUUUGCAAGUCCUAAUAUGCAUUCUGUCUUAGUGCAUUACCAGAAAAAACAUCCUGAAGAGAAGGCUUCUUAUUUCAGGAUUCAGAAGACUAUGCGGGUGGUAUCUGUCGAGAGGGGUUCUGCUCUAGCUCAGAUGGCUUAUGAAUUAGGAUCACCUGUCUCCCCCAAAAUGUCCAACAUGUCUUCACAGCUACCACCUCCACCACCUCCAGACCUUACCACUGAGCUUUACUACUGCAAACAUUGCUCUUACAGCAACCGCUCAGUGGUUGGAGUGCUAGUGCAUUACCAGAAAAGGCAUCCAGAGAUAAAAGUGACUGCAAAAUAUAUUAGGCAGGCACCUCCCACUGCAGCAAUGAUGAGAGCUGGAGAUAUGCCUCCUGGUGUUCACAGAGCACCAGUAUCUAUGCAACAGCUUAACAGAGGCAGUUCCGAGAGUACUGUAGCUCCCUCAGAGAAUGAGAUGUUCUUCUGCCAGCACUGUGAUUAUGGAAACAGGACUGUGAAAGGUGUACUCAUACAUUACCAAAAGAAGCAUCGUGAUUUCAAAGCCAAUGCAGAUGUGAUUCGGCAGCACACUGCCACAAUCAGGAGCCUUUGUGAUCGUAGCCAGAAAAAUUCCCCUGGUGGCCUACAGAGCCCCUCUUCUAAUACCGAGCGAGAAAAGGCUAAGCUAAGAGCUCUCAAAUGUAGGCAGUGUUCUUACACAUCUCCUUAUUUCUACGCUUUGCGGAAACACAUUAAAAAGGACCACCCAAGCCUGAAGGCCACAGUCACAUCUAUUUUGCGAUGGGCAUUUUUGGAUGGCUUGAUAGAGGCUGGAUAUCACUGCGAAUGGUGCAUCUAUUCUCAUGCAGAGCCUAGCGGCUUGCUUGUUCAUUACCAAAGGCGACAUCCUGAGCAUUAUGUUGACUACACCUACAUGGCAACAAAACUCUGGGCAGGGCCAGAUCCUUCUCCUCCAGCUCUACUAAUUCCAUCUGAGAUGAAAAGCUAUAAAUGCAGAGAUUGCAUUUUUGAGGCAUCAUCCAUUUGGGACAUUACUAAUCACUACCAAGCUUUUCAUCCCUGGGCUAUGAAUGGAGAUGAAUCAGUAUUGCUAGAUAUCAUCAAAGAGAAAGAUGCUGCUGAUAAAGUCAACCCAGCAUCCAAUGAUGCUGGGACCAGGAUGAAUUCUGAGGACCAGAUAGCAGCAUCACAGGUAGACCAUGAUACAGAAUAUGCAGAGGAUUCAAACCUUUCCCAAGACAAAGCUAUUCAGCUUACUUCAGUGAAUCCUGCAAUAUCCUCCACACCAUAUCAGUGCACAGUGUGCCAGUCAGAAUAUAACAAUUUGCAUGGGCUUCUGACUCAUUAUGGUAAAAAACAUCCUGGGAUGAAAGUUAAAGCUGCAGAUUUUGCACAAGACAUAGAUAUUAACCCUGGAGCUGUGUACAAAUGUAGGCAUUGCCCAUACAUUAAUACCCGCAUCCAUGGUGUUCUCACACACUAUCAGAAAAGACAUCCCUCAGUAAAGGUCACUGCGGAAGAUUUUGUGCAUGAUGUGGAACAACCUAAUGACAUGAACCAGAAUGAUGUGGAAGAGACUAGUAGAAUUUUCAAGCAAGGGUAUGGUGCUUACAGGUGUAAAUUGUGCCCUUACACACAUGGCACUUUAGAGAAACUCAAAAUUCAUUAUGAAAAAUAUCAUAACCAGCCUGAGUUUGAUGUGUUUGCACAAUCUCCUCCUAAAUUCCCUGCUUCUCUGGAGCCUGAAGUAGUCACUGAAAUGAAGCCUUCUCCAGAAAUUGCUCCUGAGGAGAUUGUUGGAGAAGAUUCAGUGCCUCCUUCACACUUCUCAAGUUCCCAUUUGGUUUCUCACACUGUAUUCCGAUGCCAGCUCUGUAAGUAUUUUUGUUCUACCAGGAAGGGGAUAGCUAGGCACUACCGAAUAAAACACAACAAUGUUCGGGCCCAACCAGAAGGCAAGAAUAACCUCUUUAAAUGUGCUUUAUGUUCCUAUACGAACCCUAUUCGUAAAGGUUUGGCUGCACAUUAUCAGAAACGCCAUGACAUUGAUGCUUACUAUACUCAUUGCUUAGCAGCUUCAAGGACUGUCAGUGACAAGCCGAAUAAAGUGAUCAUUCCGUCGCCCCCAAAGGAAGAUUCUCCUCAACUAAGUGAGGAGCUGAGGAGGGCAGUGGAGAAAAAGAAAUGCUCUCUCUGCUCUUUCCAGUCUUUCAGUAAAAAAGGAAUUGUGUCCCAUUACAUGAAACGGCACCCUGGAGUGUUCCCUAAGAAGCAACAUGCGAGCAAGCUGGGGGGUUACUUCACUGCUGUGUAUGCUGAUGAAUAUGAAAAGCAGCAAGUUCCACCAGAGGAGAGGAAUGAUUUUGAAAAGCCAGAGGUAGAGAUGGAGGCCCCAGAAUUUGAGUGGCUUCCCUUCCGGUGUAUCAAGUGUUUCAAGCUCUCCUUCAGCACAGCCGAGCUGCUGUGCAUGCAUUACACGGAACACCACAGCAAGGAUUUGAAGAGAGACUUUACCAUACUGGGAAGUGGUGCCCGCUUUCAGAACCCCCUCUUCCAGUGCAGGCACUGUGAUAGUAAACUGCAUAGCACAGCGGAGCUGACCUCACACUUGAACAGUCACAAUGAGGAAUUCCAGAAGCGUGCCAAACGUCAAGAGAGGAGGAAGCAGCUUCUGAGCAAGCAAAAAUAUGCAGAUGGUGCUUUUGUAGAUUUCAAACAAGAGAGGGACUUGCAAUCCCAAGAGCUUUACAGAAAUUUUUCUCAGUCAAAAAGCAUGCAGAUCUACUCAGUGCUUAAAACUCCUUUUGGUAGCUUGGAAGAAGUUUCAAAACUGAAGGAGAGGAAGGUGGUGGGCUACAAGUGUAAAUUUUGUGUGGAAGUUCAUCCAACUCUUCGAGCCAUCUGCAACCACCUUCGUAAGCAUGUCCAGUAUGGAAAUGGCUCCUCAGUCUCUGCUGCAGUCAAGCAGGAAGCUGAAGAUCCUUCACAUGCAGCUUUCUUGGAGGGUGUUGAGGGAGCCAAAGACCCUGGCAGUGUUGCCACUGUGGAACUUGCAGAAGCUGAAUCUGGACCAUCACUGGAAGAUGAAACCAGACCUGGUGGCUACCACUGCAGCCAGUGUGACCGGGUUUUGAUGUCUAUGCAGGGUCUACGAUCGCACGAGAGAAGUCACUUGGCACUGGCCAUGUUUACUCGUGAAGACAAGUACAGCUGCCAGUAUUGUUCCUUUGUCUCUGCUUUCAGGCACAAUUUGGAUCGCCAUAUGCAAGCCCACCAUGGACAUCAUAAACCAUUCCGCUGCAAACUCUGUCCUUUCAAGUCCUCCUAUAACAGCCGGCUGAAAACUCACCUACUCAAAGCUCAUGCUGGUGAACAUGCCUACAAAUGCUCCUCCUGCUCAUUUUCCACCAUGACAAUCAGCCAGCUGAAAGAGCAUUCCCUGAAAGUGCAUGGGAAGGCACUGACACUACCAAGACCACGCAUUGUCAGCCUUGUAACCUCGCAUGCUCAACAUGCCUCCAAGAACCACACUACCGCUGAAGAAGUGGAAGACUCUAAUGAUUCUUCCUAUUCAGAGCCUCCAGAUGUCCAACAGCAAUUGAACCACUACCAGUCCGCAGCUCUGGCAAGGAACAAUAACAACAUUAGCCCUAUCCCACUCUCUGGAGCAGACCAAAAAUCUGAAACCAUCCUUAACUGUGAAUUUUGUGAAUUCUCCUCGGGUUAUAUUCAGAGUAUUCGGCGUCAUUAUCGUGACAAACAUGGAGGGAAGAAGCUGUUCAAGUGCAAAGAUUGUUCCUUUUACACAGGCUUUAAAUCUGCUUUUACUAUGCAUGUGGAAGCUGGGCAUUCAGCAGUUCCUGAGGAAGGACCCAAAGACCUCCGCUGUCCGCUCUGUCUGUACCACACCAAAUAUAAACGGAACAUGAUUGACCAUAUCGUCCUUCACAGAGAAGAACGAGUGGUUCCCAUAGAAGUGUGCCGUUCCAAGCUGUCCAAAUAUUUGCAGGGAGUCGUUUUCCGCUGUGACAAGUGUACCUUCACCUGUUCCAGUGACGAGAGCCUACAGCAACACAUAGAGAAGCACAAUGAGCUGAGACCGUACAAAUGCCAACUUUGCUACUAUGAGACCAAGCACACAGAUGAGCUGGAUGCUCAUCUUCGAGAUGAGCAUAAGGUGAGUCGAAAUUUUGAGCUGGUUGGACGGGUUAACUUAGAUCAGUUGGAGCAAAUGAAAGGAAAAGCAGAGAGUUCCAGCAGCGAUGAGGAAGAAAAGGAAGAGGAAAUGAGUCCCAAGACAGAAGGAAGAGGAUCCAUGAGGUUUUCAGAGAAUGGACCCCCAGAAAAACGUUUCCCAUGUGAAUUUUGUGGUCGGACGUUUGCAGAGGGCUCUGAGUGGGAACGGCAUGUUCUUAGGCAUGGCAUGGCUGUAAAUGAAACCAACCGAGUGAUUAGUGAAGAUGGCCAGCCAAAAGAGAAUGCAGAGGAGAAUGUUAAGGUACCAAUGGCAGAAGAGAUGGAAAGCAGUGCGAAAGUAGUUGUGGACUUUUCCCACAAGAAUGAACCUGCCGUCUGUAUUGUUGCUGUUGCUGCUGAUAAAUCACUCCAAGAGAACGCAGAGGCCAAAAGCGAAUGAGCACCUGGUGUGAUUUCAAACAACCUACUUGAACAGUGAUGGAUGGGAUGGGGAGGGGAGGGGGACAAGGAAGAAUCAAAGCUGCUUUUAGGACUGAAUGAUCUAUUUUCAAAGCACUGGUACCUGUAUGUGUGUGUGCGUGUGCGUGUGUACAUAUAUUAAAUUUAUUUAAUUGAGGAUGAUGACAUAUGUGGCUCCAUUACGUCUCUGCAACUCUUCUGGAUCUUGAUCAUGGGAAGUUUCUUUCAUUUGGACCUGAGAAGCAAACUCCAAAUGUUCCUUGCAUGAUGCCACUGUGCUUUGCCAUGGAGGAUUUGGAUUGUUUCGGCGACGGAAGUGUCACAAGAAUGGAAGAAUGCAGGGGACAACUUUCAGCGCACAAAUGUGGGCGCUUUUUUUUUCUAGUUUUAAUAUACAUAUUACGCUUUUCCAGACUGACUGACUGACUGACUUGCUUUAGAAGAAGAAAACAAAACAAAAAAACUGCUUUUGCUUAAAACAGUCACCUGUUUCCUAGUACCUCAGAAUUAACCAAGGGAAAUUUAAAAAAAAAAUACAAUCUCUGCAUUUGUCAGUACUACCUGUUGUCAUUGUGGUUAAAUGUGGAGAAAGACUGCUGGGCAAGAUGGUGAAUGGAAGUGAAACAAAACCACAACGUUUUAAAAGAAAGGAAAACAAAAUUGUGCUCAAAAUCCCUGUGGGGGUUUUAUUUCUUAAAAUACUGUGAUUUUUUUAAUUAUUUUAGUAAAAAAAAUACAAAAAAGAGAGAGAGAGAAUUCCUAGAUACCUGUCUGUGACUUGUCAUCUUUUAUUCCAGGUAAGCUGUUUGUUAGCGUUCAGCUAUGAUUUUAGGGUGUGUGUGUGUUUUUUAAAAAGACUCAUGUGACUGACUUUGUGCCGUUCUUGUUUUGCCCCAUGUCUAUGUCUGCUCAGCCUGAGGGAUUACAAAUACAGCACAAUUAAGGUUUUUUUCAUGUAAAGUAACGUUAUUUCCCCAUCCUAGUCCCCCUCCCACCCAGGAUACAGGGUUGGGAAGGAGGAUUAGUUCUUGUGAAUAGAAUGUUUCUCUUUUUCACCCCUUUUUAGUUUUAAACAUAUGGAAAUAGCAAAGAAUUAACUUUUUUUAAAGAAAAAACAAAAACCAUUAAACUAAGAACCAAACUUACAGCACAGCUAUGCAGGUUGUGGACCAAUCAAAAGGGUCCUCAUAAUCAUUCUGUUGCUUGUCAAAUUGAACAUCUCUCACUGGUUAUUGUUUCGGUUAUUAAGAACGGUUGCCUUUUUUUUAAUGUGGUGUGUCUUGUUUUGGUGCGAUGGGGGGAGGA
Varanus komodoensis (Komodo dragon) is the source of this 10201-nucleotide messenger RNA. RefSeq names its product zinc finger protein 462 (gene ZNF462). NCBI's taxonomy places the organism in Eukaryota, Metazoa, Chordata, Lepidosauria, Squamata, Varanidae. Bases 1284 to 8876 code for a protein of 2530 amino acids. The transcript has 14 exons. Gene Ontology annotation, cellular component: nucleus. The record is from RefSeq and is a predicted model, not a curated record. Gene Ontology annotation, biological process: regulation of gene expression.